AAAAAAAAAAAAAAAAAAAAACACACAGUCUGCCUGCCUUACAUCCACUUGCUUCGAGCGCUGAGUCUGUCAAAACUGAUUCAGGCUAGCGGUGCGCAAGAGAGUAACCUCAGAUUCUUGGGCUUCGAUUUUUUUUUUUUUUUGAAUAGAUAUGAGAACCAGGCAACCCGUUCUAUCCCUCUUUAUUAGCUAGGCCUUUCUAGUGAUUUCCACGUAAGUAUGCAAGGAGUCUCAAGCAGCCAGCGGAAAUGCUUUCUUGCCAUCCUUGCAUUGCAAGGCAACCUCCCGUCCAAUGCUGGGAAGGCGGCGCGAUCCUGCUUCGAAUUUGUGACACGAGAUGUGGCAAACGCGGUACAAACUAUUUUCCACCAAUCCUUAUCUUCAAAAAAGGCAUCUGGUUUGAGCUCCAGCCAAUCAUCGCCCGGACGGAAUAAGCCAAAAGAGAACAGAGCAAGGCAAAAGCUAAUUUGCCAUUUCCAGACCGAGAGCCGCCGCCCCUACCCGGUCCACAUGUCGGAGGCAACCUCAGCCCGCGAAUAUGACCCGCUGUUCCCACGCAGCUACGCGGCAUCGUCCACGACGUCUACGUCCACAGCGCCGCGCUGCUACGGCGGUUUCGAACAGCAGAAGCGCGUGUGGGCGUCAACGGCUCGGCGAUCGCAGCGCAUCCGGGUGAUCGCCGGUCUACAGUUGCUGUUGGGGCUGCUGGCGUCUGGCAACUACCUGUGGCUGUCCAACAUAUUCAUGUUCAUCGUGGGUGUCGUCGGACUAUUGGCCGUGCGCUCCGAUCGCAUGAGUUGGACCGUUGUGUACUUGCUGCUGAGCGCCAUGGAGUUCGCACGCAUCGUCAUGCUCACACCUCAUCUAUACGACCGGUUCGAGGUGCCAGGAUAUGCUUUCUCACGGUAUGAGUACUUCCAAGUCGUCGUGCUUGUGGUUGAAGAAGUGCUGCUAGUGGUAAGACGCUGCAAAACGACACUUAACUAUUGUGUUUAGUAAGCAGUCUAAUAUGUUAUGUCACCGUAGCCAGCAGCAUUUUUUGUCUGCAUUGCCGCUGCAGCGUCAGUUGCCAAUCCGUUAUGGUAACUUUGGCAAAUGCAAGGACGAGAUCCAUUAUCAGACGUACGAGACCACGAAGCCAUGACCUUGCUGCUGUAUACUCCCGGUGUUAGGAAUAGUUUUUAUCGCAUUGAGGGCCGAGAGUAUCAAAGUGGUGACGCUAGUAUUUCUGCAUGUAGAGGCCUAGCUUCUUACAUUGUUCGUGUGUUCUCGCACAGCUAACUUAAUCUAUAUCGCUUUUACGACACAAAAAGA
Phytophthora nicotianae INRA-310 is the source of this 1314-nucleotide messenger RNA. RefSeq lists its product as hypothetical. Bases 220 to 996 code for a protein of 258 amino acids. NCBI's taxonomy places the organism in Eukaryota, Oomycota, Peronosporomycetes, Peronosporales, Peronosporaceae. The record is from RefSeq and is a predicted model, not a curated record. The transcript is spliced from 2 exons.